UGUUCCGGUAAGGAUACAACACGCCCCUCUCCGCCCCUGCCGCGAGACAGGUGGUUGGACUGUAAAUGCCUCCAUCCGCGAGCGCUCCCUCUUAGAAUAAGAUUAGAAUUUAAAAAAAAAAAAAAAAAAAUACCCCGAGAGAGCGCGUCCCCGAUGGACUCCCAGCGUGUGACCUCCCCGAUCACCGGGCGGAUAGCGGGAGAGGGGGGCAACAACAACCGGAACGCACGAGGAGAGCCCCACCGAUUCGACUACCUAAUGUUUUCCGGCGAGUCGCUCCAGCUGCUGUUCACGGGAGGGGGUCUACCGAGGGACGAAUGAGAUGCGCGAGUGAAAAGUUGACACGAUUUUUGGUGGGAAUUUGCAUCCGAGAGGCGGCGGCGGCGUGCGGCGGGAUCAUUUUCUUGACUAUCCUCCGGGUUUUGGAAGUCCCCCCCCCCCCCCCCUUGUGUGUGUUGGAGGUUCAUUAUGGCUUCAGGCGCCGGUAAGGCUGCACAGCCUCCCCCCGGGCCGGGCUCCGCCGUUAACGGGACUGCGGCAGACUUCCAGAACAUCGAGCAGGAGCUGUACGACUACCAGAUGCACAGCAAGAUGUGCAAGAAGAUCGCUCAGCUCACCAAGGUGAUUUAUUCUCUGAACAUGAAGAAUGAGGAGCAGGAGGCGGCCCUGCAGGCCUUGAGCCACGCCCACCACGAGGAGCUGCACCGCAUCCUGGUGGAGACUUGCCACGAGGGGGAGGGGUCAGCGCUGAGGACACGCCUCCUGGAGCUGCAGGAGUCUCUUGAUGAGCAGCAGAGAGUCGGAGCCCAGGUGCAGGCGGACUUCGAGUGCUUCCGUAUACACAUGGGGGAGAGGGAACGUGAAACCGAGGCGGAGCUGAGGAAGGAGUUCGAGGAGAGGCUCCAGUUUGCGGAGGAGGAGCUGCAGGAGGUCAAGGCCCAGAUGAGCGACGCCCAAGAGGAGAGCGACCGUCUGAGCAAGGAGCUGGAGAAGGCCGAGGAGCAGAUCCAGGAGCUGGAGGCCAAGUGUGAGGAGCUGCAGGAAACAGCCGACGUGGGGAGACGGAGCGAAGGCGAGGAGACACAGAAAGAGGAGAAGGAGGCGGACUUGAAAAGAGUGAAGGCCCUCUUGGAGGAGGUGAGGGAGCUGAAGGAGGAGAGGGACCGAGCCGAGGCGGAGAGGUGGCGAGCGCAGAAGGAGGAGCGGGAGCAGUGGGAGCGGAGGAUGAGCGACCUGACCGAGGAGAGCGAGGAGACGAGGAGGAGGAUGGAGGCGGAGUGGAGGGAGGAGCGGCGGAGGUGGGAGGAGAGGGAGGAGGAGGAGAAGAAGGGGAUGCACAGCGCUCUGAGGGAGAGGGUGAAGAGGGCAGAGGCCGAGGCCGAGAGUCACCUGGAGAGGUUGGCAGAGAGCAAGAGGAACGCGGUCAAACUGCAGGAGCGGAUACAGGACCUGGAGGAGGAGCUGGAGCUGGACCGGAGGCGUGUCUCCGAGGCAGAGGGCGUGGCCAAGCGGGCGGAGGAGGAGCUCGGGGUGGCUAAGGAGAGGCUGCUGCUGCAGGAGGACGAGCUGCAGAGCAGAGCAGAGGAGCUGCAGAACCGCGGCGGCUGCGAGGUGUGCGUGUGUGCUGAGGUGGACGAGCUGAGGAGCCAGGUGAGCCGGCUGCAGAGCAAGAACAGAGAGCUGGAGCUGCAGAGCAGCGGCAGGAACAGUGACCACGCCCGGCAGAUACGCCAGCAUGCCGAGGCUCUGUCCAGUUUGCGCUCCGAGAUGGUGAGAGCUCAGACAGAGGAGCUGCGUCGUAUCCAAAAGCAUGCAGACGAUGAGAGGGACAAGCUGCAGAAGGAUAUAGAAGAGGAGAGAGAAACCCUGCAGAAGGAGAGAGAGCAAGAAAAGGACGAGUUUGACAGAGUGCAGAGGGAGAGAGAGGGGGAGAAGGAGGCGCUGCACGGAGGUGGAGGAAUGAGAGAGCGUCUGAGGAGGGAAAAGGAGGAGGAGGUGGACCGGCUGCGGAAGGAGCUGGAGGUGGAGAGGGUCCGCGGCCGCUCGCAGUUGGACAAGAGCAUUGAACAGGUGGAGCAGGAGAGGGCCAACGUGCAGCAGAAGCUGGAGGAGGAGAAGAAAAGGUUGGUGGAGAAGGCCGAGGAGGACAGGAAACGGCUGAAGGAGCAAGUGCGGAAGGCGAUAGAGGAGGUGAUGAGGAGGCAUGCGGCUGAACUUCAAAACGUCCAGGAAGCUCUGAGCUCAGAGAAGAAGACCAACCAAGAGGUGUGUGCACAUUUGGAGGUGGAAAGAAGAAGCACUGAGGAGCUCCGCAGUUUGCUGGAGAAGGAAAGAGAGGAGCUGAGGACAAAACUGAGGGACGCUAAUAACGAGAUCUGCAGGCUGGAGUCAGUCAUCCGAAAACAAGACAAGAAAGAGAAGGUGGCCCCCGGCGCACCCUCGUGUGGGCCGCAGUGCUCCCGCCAGGAGGAGGAGCUCCACCAGACCCGGACUCGGCUGGCUCGCUUACAGGAGGAAGCGGACAAGCAGCGGGAGAGGCAGCAGCGGGACGUCGCGUCCCUGAGAGCCGACAAACACCGUCUGGAGGAGAAGGUCCUGGAGCAGAGCCGACUGAACGCCGAGAGGAGUCUUCUGGAGCAGGGUCAGCGGCACACCGAGGACCGGAUCAGGUAGCAGAAUACACACCGAGCUGCCAGAACUGC
This is a messenger RNA of Labrus bergylta (ballan wrasse), 2702 nucleotides long. NCBI's taxonomy places the organism in Eukaryota, Metazoa, Chordata, Actinopteri, Labriformes, Labridae. The record is from RefSeq and is a predicted model, not a curated record.